GUAGAGAGAGAAAGAGAGAGGGGUCAAAUCGAGUGGCGAAGGGGGUUGGGUUGUCUUUUACAGAUUUCUGUGGUGGUGGUGGUGGUAUUUCCAUUUAGCCCUUCUCCUCCUUUUUCUUUCUUUCUAGCCCACGGAGGGUUUCAAACAAAAACACACAGAGGAGAGAGAAACCAGAGAGAGAUAGCCCUGAAAGCUUGAAGAUAAUAUACUGGAGACGCAGCUCUCCAAGCACUCCAUACAAAACCCCCAAAUCUUCUACUUUCCCUCUAAUCUUCUCUUUAGUUUGUGUAUUCUUUAGCCGAUGGAUCCCUUCGAUUUGGUACGAAAAGGGUUUGGUUGAAGCUUAAUGAAAAUCAAGUUAUUGUUUUAUUCAAAGCUGUUUUAGUUAUUUUCAUUUGAGUAAAUAAUGAACUUGUCCAAGAAGGGAUCCUUUACCAACGACACCAAACUAAGCACUGCAAACAAGGCAACUGUGUUGAAUCCCAAUGCAGCAGAGUUUGUUCCCUUUUCCCUCAGAUCUCCGUCAUCUGGAAGCACCAGCACGGCUCAGGGCUCAAAAAAGUUUUCUUCCGCUGGAACAUUUGGAAAAGCAGUACUAGAUCGAACAGAAUCUUCUAUAUCAAACAAUUCCGAUGACGAGGCCCACCAGUACUGGCGCCACCAGCUCCCUGAUGAUAUUACCCCUGAUUUUAAGGUCAUGGGGGAAGAUGAGUCGCAAGGCCUUGGGAACCUCUCUUUGGCAGGUUUGUCCUUACACGAUGAUGUUGAAGCAACACGGUUUGCUGCCUCUACGGGCAGUGGAUACUUAUUAAACGAGUCACAUACUAAUGGCAAUAGCUUUUCCGAAAAGUUAAGAGCUUCUGCACCUCCCUUUGGCGGGGAGGAUCUUUCAUCGGCCAGUUUCCUUCAUAUGUCACCGAAGCCUUGGGAUAAACAGAUUCUGAACAGUAAUCAGCUUGUUGGCAAUGGUCAGGAGGGGUCUCCUUAUGAUGGCUUUUCUAGACACGGGUUCAUGAAUGAUAUGAUGGGUGAGCAUGCAGUUGUGGAAGAUGCUGAUAUUAACCCUGCUGAGUUUUUGGCUUCACAGUUCCCUGGCUUCUCUGCUCAGAGCGUUGCUGAAGUUUACUUUGCCAAUGGCUGUAAUUUGAACCUGACUAUUGAGAUGUUGACUCAGUUGGAGCUUCAAGUUGACGGUGGUUUUAAUGAGAAUUUGAACUCAAAGGCCUUGUCAGCUCCUGAUCUUAGUUCAAUGGACUUCCCUGCACUUACGCCAACAGAUGGUCAUCAUGAUCAUUCAAAAUAUGCUGGAGAUGCUGAUCUCCAGCAAAGCAAUCCUUAUCGAUCUUCUGACAAAGACAACAUGCUUUUGUUCAAGUCUAGCUCAUCAAUUCCUAAUAGAGGUGCAAUAGAUUUUGCUUCAGCUGUCAGAAAAUUAGCAACCCAGGAUUCUGGAUGGAAGUAUGAGAGAAAUGGUUCUGCUGAUGCUGCUAUUGGCUCAAGCCGUUCCCAUCUUUCGAACAGCACUUACAAUACUGGGCAUGGAAGAGGCAUGUACAGCGACAGGUCGCAGAAUCGUGGUUCAGCUCGAACUGCACCUGUUUGGCUUGAAACGGGAGAUGCCGUUGCAAAUAUGUAUUCUGAUCUGCGGGAUGAAGCUCGGGACCAUGCACGCCUACGUAAUGCAUAUUUUGAGCAGGCACGGCAAGCAUACCUUGUUGGAAACAAGGCUCUAGCAAAGGAGCUGAGCGUUAAAGGACAGCUGCACAACAUGCAUAUGAAGGAAGCUCAUGGAAAAGCUCAAGAGUCUAUAUAUCGUCAGAGGAACCCAGUUUCUCCAGAGAUGCAGGGCAAUGGGAGAUCACAAGAGAGGAUGAUAGACCUGCACGGGCUGCACGUAAGUGAAGCCCUUCAUGUCCUGAAGCACGAGCUGAGCGUGUUGAGGAAUGCUGCCAGAGCAGGAGAGCCUGGUCUUCUGGUUUAUAUAUGUGUUGGAACGGGCCACCACACCAGGGGUUCCCGCACUCCAGCUAGGCUCCCAAUUGCUGUACAGCGAUACCUACUCGAAGAAGGCCUUGACUACACUGAACCACAGCCAGGGCUGCUCCGAGUUCUGUUAUACAUCUACAAACACCGGAGUCUUGAGUUUUGGAGGGAAAGUCAACGAUGCAAACAAGAAACAAUAAUGCGAUUGCGCCACCACUUCCGCCCCAAAGCCACUUCCCUCCUCACCAAUUCUCCACACCCACAAUCUCUUCUCUUACUCUCCUCUGCCCUCUCUCACUCUGCCCGCAUAUCCCCAUCUUCUGCUUCCUCCUCCUCUCAGUGGUUCUCCAUCCUCCGCGCCGCCGUCGCCGCCGCAGACUUGCAGCUCGGAAAGCGUGUGCACGCGCUGAUCGUAACCUCCGGCGAUGGCCCGGAUCAGUUUUUGACCAACAACCUCAUCGCCAUGUAUUCCAAAUGCGGAUCGCUUUUAUCCGCACGCCGCCUGUUUGAUAAAAUGCCCGGCCGAGACCUUGUCACAUGGAACUCCAUUCUAGCGGCCUAUGCGCAUGCUGCGGGCUCUGAUGUUGAGAAUGUUCAAGAGGGUCUUAGCCUUUUCCGGCGUCUUCGUGAGUCGGUUGUUUUUACCAGUCGGCUCACUUUGGCGCCGGUUUUGAAAAUGUGUUUGAUAUCAGGGCACCUAUGGGUUUCCGAGGCGGUUCAUGGGUAUGCUGUUAAGAUUGGAUUGGAGUGGAAUGAGCUUGUUUCUGGUGCUCUUGUGAAUAUAUAUUCUAAAUUCGGACGAAUUAAGGCCGCUCGUGUGUUGUUUGAUGGGAUGAUGGAAAGGGAUGUUGUGUUGUGGAAUACAAUGCUCAAGGCAUAUGUGGAAACGGGUCUUGAGGAAGAAGGACUUUCUUUCCUCUCAGCGUUUCAUCGGAGUGGAUUGCAUCCCGAUGAUGUAAGUGUGCGUUCUGUUCUCAGUUGGAUUGACAAAGUUGAUUCUUAUGAAUGCAAGAGGCACAUGGAGCAGGUUCAAGCAUACGCGACAAAAUUGUUUCUGUAUGAUACAAAGUCGGAGUGUUCGGACAUAUAUUCUUGGAACAAGACGUUGUCCGAGUAUGUUAAAGCUGGUGAAAAUUGGGCUGCUAUAGACUGCUUUAGAAACAUUGUACGAUCAAAAGUAGAGUUUGACACGGUGACAUUAGUUGUUAUUCUGUCUACGGUUGCCGGUGUAAAUGAUUUGGAGUUGGGGAAACAGAUUCAUGGUCUUGCUUUGAAAUCACGUUUUGAUUCUGUUGUUUCUGUUGCAAAUAGCCUCAUCAACAUGUAUUCAAGGGCUCGUUCUGCUUAUUCUUCAAGAAAAGUGUUCAAUCGCAUGAAAGAAGUGGACUUAAUUUCGUUGAACUCAAUGAUAUCAUGUUGUGCGCAAAGUGGUUUAGGAGAGGAAGCCGUAAACUUAUUCAUAGGCUUAUUACAUAAUGGUUUGAGACCGGAUCAAUUUACUAUCGCAAGUAUUCUAAGGGCUUGCUCCUCCCUUGAAGAAGGGUUGUCAGCCAGCAAACAGAUUCAUGUUCAUGCUAUAAAAUCCGGUAUUGUUGCUGACAGUUUUGUUUCGACAGCUCUUAUUGAUGUUUAUUCUAGAAGUGGAAACAUGGAGGACGCAGAGGUCAUUCUUGGAAAUGAACUUGAAUUCAAUCUGGCAUCUUGGAAUGCAAUGAUGUUCGGAUACAUAAUGUGUAAUGACAGUCACAAGGCAUUGGAACUUAUGAGGAUAAUGCACGAAGGUGGACACAGCACAGAUGCGAUAUCUUUAACAACUGCGGCUAAGGCUGCUAGUAGCCUGGUAGCUUUGGGACCAGGACCAGGCAAGCAAAUUCAUGCUCAUGCCAUAAAAACAGGUUUUGUUUCGGAUUUAUGUGUUAACAGUGGAAUUCUGGAGAUGUAUAUCAAAUGUGGUGACAUGGGAAGUGCACACACAGUGUUCAACGACAUACCUGCACCCGAUGGUGUUGCAUGGACAACUAUGAUCUCAGGAUGUGUAGAAAAUGGAGAUGAAGGGCGCUCUCUUUCUAUAUACCAUCGGAUGAGGCAGUCAGGAGUCGAUCCCGAUGAAUAUACCUUAGCCACCCUUGUCAAAGCCAGCUCUUGUCUGACAGCAUUAGCACCAGGGAAACAGAUACACGCUGAUGUGAUAAAGUUGGAUUUUUCCUCAGACACUUUUGUCGCAACAUCACUUGUUGACAUGUAUGCCAAGUGCGGCAACAUAGAAGAUGCUUAUCAUUUAUUCAGGAAAAUGGAUGUUAGGAAUGUCGCCCUGUGGAAUGCCAUGUUGGUCGGUUUAGCUCAGCACGGAAACGCUAAAGAAGCACUAAGCCUUUUCAGAGUCAUGAAAACGAAGAACAUCGAGCCUGAUAGAGUUACUUUCAUUGGAGUCCUUUCCGCUUGCAGCCAUUCUGGUUUAGUAUCCGAAGCAUUUGAGUAUUUUUCUAAAAUGCAGAAAGAUUACGGCGUCGAACCUGAGAUGGAGCACUACUUUUGCCUAGUUGAUGCCCUUGGCCGCGCAGGUCUAGUCCAAGAGGCAGAAAAACUGAUAGUAUCAAUGCCCUUUGAAGCUUCUGCUUCAAUGUAUAGAGCCCUUCUAUGUGCUUGUAGUUAUGCUCGUAGAGUCAAAGGGGAAACCGAAACUGGAAAACGGGUAAUAGCAGUACAGCUCCUGGCUGUGGAGCCAUCUUACUCGUCUGCUUACGUGCUUUUAUCCAACAUCUACGCAGCUGCAGCGUUCUCUGUACUACCACAGUCAGAAGCUAGCAAUAGCUUAUGGACUCAUAAGCACUCCUCCGUCCGCUGCCAUUUGGGUGAUAAAAAACCUGAGAGUUUGUGAAGAUUGCCAUAAUGCAGUCAAAUACAUAUCGAAAGUUUAUCAGAGAGAGAUUGUUUCAUGGGGGUUCUUUCAGCGCAGCUGCCUGCUAACCGACCCAGAUUUUUUGAACAGAUGGAUUUCGUGGCGAAUCACUUUUGGGUAACCCCAUCUUCUACCUUCGGUUUUUGCUUAUGGUACUUCAGUGGCAACAUUGCUAGAUUUAGGGAUUCUACUGACUGAUUUGGAAUGAGCUUGUUUCUGGUGCUCUUGUGAAUAUAUAUUCUAAAUUCGGACGAAUUAAGGCCGCUCGUGUUGUUGAUGGGAUGAUGGAAAGGGAUGUUGUGUUAUGGAAUACAAUGGUCAAGGCAUAUGUGGAAACGGGUCUUGAGGAAGGACUUUAUUUCUUCUCUGCAUUUCAUUGGAGUGGAUUGCGCCUUGAUGAUGUUAGUGUGCACUCUGUUCUCUGUGGGAUUGACUAAGUUGAUUCUUAUAGAUGCAAGAGGCAUAUGGAGCAGGUUCAAGCAUACGCGAAGAAAUUGUUUCUGUAUGAUACAAAGUAGGAGUGUUUGGACAUAUAUUCUUGGAACAAGACAUUGUCUGAGUAUGUUAAAGCUGGUGAAAAUUGGGCUGCGGACUGCUGUAGUGUAUUCAAACGCUCGUUCUGCUUAUUCAUCGAGAAAAGUGUUCAAUCGUGUGAAAGAAGUGGACUUAAUUUCGGCGAACUCAAUGAUAUCAUGUUGUGCGCAAAGUGGUUUAGGAAGGAAGCGGUAAACUUAUUUACAGGUUAUUACAUGAUGGUUUGAAACCCGAUCAAUUAGCUAUCGCAAGUGUUUUAAGGGCUUGCUCCUCGCUUGAAGAAGGGCUGUCAGCCAGCAAACAGAUUCAUGUUCAUGAUAUAAAAUCCGAUAUUGUUGCUGACAGUGUUGUUUCGACGGCUCUUAUUGAUGUUUACUCUAGAAGUUGAAACAUGGAGGGCGAAGUCCUCGUCGGAAAUAAACUCAAGUUCAAUCUGGCAUCUUGGAAUGCAAUGAUGUUCGGAUACGUAAUGUGGAAUGACAGUCAGAUGGCAAAGUUCAAGAUUUUUAGAGGGUUUGAGGGAAAUCCCCAUAUCUGCACUUAAUAGGCAAGGCAAGCAUUUGAGUCUGGCAUCUCGUUUAUCAACUCAGGGAACAUUUUGAUGUCUGGAAGGCUCAUCCCCUUUUAACUUCAAUGACUGAUGGAAAAAGGGAAGAGGUGAGAGUUAUAUACUUCAUUGUUUUUACUUAAUUUGUUUUAACAUAAAAAAAAUAGCGUGUUGAAAUCAU
Malus domestica (apple) is the source of this 6144-nucleotide messenger RNA. Lineage: Eukaryota; Viridiplantae; Streptophyta; Magnoliopsida; Rosales; Rosaceae. The record is from RefSeq and is a predicted model, not a curated record.